Molecule: messenger RNA, 1309 nt
Organism: Leguminivora glycinivorella
Lineage: Eukaryota; Metazoa; Arthropoda; Insecta; Lepidoptera; Tortricidae
Product: malate dehydrogenase, mitochondrial-like
Biological process (GO): tricarboxylic acid cycle; carboxylic acid metabolic process
Cellular component (GO): mitochondrion; cytoplasm
Molecular function (GO): L-malate dehydrogenase (NAD+) activity
Source: RefSeq, a predicted model, not a curated record
UAGCGAAGUAGCGAAGCGUGCCAGUGAUUAGUUUGAUGAUCAACUAUAAUACCUACUGAAAAGUUUGACACAGUGAAAUUUUAAGGAUGAAGAAGAAAGAAUGCGUACUUCGACAUUGACAUGUUUUCACAAGUACCCAGGUGUCAUCUUUCUGACUGUCAAUUUUGAAACAGCCUCAAGAAAAAAUGUAGGUAAAUAAAAAAUGUUCGCUCAAAAAUGUUUCUUUCGGCUAUUAAAACACUACUCGUGUAGACAAAUUAUACAAGAGAGAAAUGCUCACAUUUCCGUGAUCGGCGCCGGGAACGACGUCGGGGUGAACUUGGCGAUGUUGUUGAAGACCAACCACAAGGUGAGCCGGCUGCAUUUGUACGAUGACGAUGAUAAGAUCUACGGCGUGGGCUGCGAGCUGAACAAUAUCCCGGGCGGCCUGGUCGAGGCCUUCUCCGGCGACCGGCAGCUCGCGCUCGCUAUCCGCGACGCGCACCUCAUCGCCAUGGUCACGCGCAUCCCGCGCAAACUCGCCACCACACCACACCAGAUGAUCAUCGAGAACGCCCCCGCCGUACAAAAAGUCUGCCUGACCAUCGCCAAUCACAACCCCGAAGCUUUAUUCGCCAUCUCCACCGACCCCAUCAAUUGUAUAGUGCCAUUCGCGAGCGCCCUACUCUCCAUGUACAACUGCUACAACCCUUUCAAAGUGUUCGGCGUGACGCACAUCGAUACGGCGCGCUCCCGCGCCUUCGCCGGCAAAAUGCUGGACGUGGACCCAAAGACUAUUAAAGUUCCCGUCAUCGGCGGCCAUUCUGAUAAAACUAUCGUGCCAUUGUUUUCUAGUAUAGAACCGUCCUGUUACGCUAUUAGUAGCGAGCAGGCCGAUAUGCUGACGCGGUUCGUGAGGACGGCCGAUAAAGACGUGAUACUGAACAAGCAGGGAACGGAAUCGGCGACGCUGGCGAUGGCGUGGUCGAUCAACGAGUUUAUAGAUUCUAUAGUGGACGCGAUUAACGGGGAUGAGGUGGUGGUGAACACGUACAGCCCUAACUUGAUGUUCGGGACGCGGUACUUCUCAGGGCCGGUGAAGGUGGGUUCUGACGGCAUUGUGGAGUCGCUGUGUGACUACCACAUGAGCGACCUGGAGCGCGGGCUGCUCAACGAGGCGCUGCCGCUCCUGCACGAGGACGUCUCCAAGGGAGAGGAAUACGCCGGGGUCGUCAAAACUUUAGGCCGCUAUUAUACUUGACUGUAAAAUUGCAAUGUGAUAACAAGGAGUUCAGUUCCUCCUAUUUGUCUAUUUUAUAAUAAUGUUAUU